CCUGCAGAGGAUCAAGACAGCACGUGGACCUCGCACAGCCUCUCCCACAGGUACCAUGAAGGUCUCCGCGGCAGCCCUCGCUGUCAUCCUCAUUGCUACUGCCCUCUGCGCUCCUGCAUCUGCCUCCCCAUAUUCCUCGGACACCACACCCUGCUGCUUUGCCUACAUUGCCCGCCCACUGCCCCGUGCCCACAUCAAGGAGUAUUUCUACACCAGUGGCAAGUGCUCCAACCCAGCAGUCGUCCACAGGUCAAGGAUGCCAAAGAGAGAGGGACAGCAAGUCUGGCAGGAUUUCCUGUAUGACUCCCGGCUGAACAAGGGCAAGCUUUGUCACCCGAAAGAACCGCCAAGUGUGUGCCAACCCAGAGAAGAAAUGGGUUCGGGAGUACAUCAACUCUUUGGAGAUGAGCUAGGAUGGAGAGUCCUUGAACCUGAACUUACACAAAUUUGCCUGUUUCUGCUUGCUCUUGUCCUAGCUUGGGAGGCUUCCCCUCACUAUCCUACCCCACCCGCUCCUUGAAGGGCCCAGAUUCUACCACACAGCAGCAGUUACAAAAACCUUCCCCAGGCUGGACGUGGUGGCUCACGCCUGUAAUCCCAGCACUUUGGGAGGCCAAGGUGGGUGGAUCACUUGAGGUCAGGAGUUCGAGACCAGCCUGGCCAACAUGAUGAAACCCCAUCUCUACUAAAAAUACAAAAAAUUAGCCGGGCGUGGUAGCGGGCGCCUGUAGUCCCAGCUACUCGGGAGGCUGAGGCAGGAGAAUGGCGUGAACCCGGGAGGCGGAGCUUGCAGUGAGCCGAGAUCGCGCCACUGCACUCCAGCCUGGGCGACAGAGCGAGACUCCGUCUCAAAAAAAAAAAAAAAAAAAAAAAUACAAAAAUUAGCCGGGCGUGGUGGCCCACGCCUGUAAUCCCAGCUACUCGGGAGGCUAAGGCAGGAAAAUUGUUUGAACCCAGGAGGUGGAGGCUGCAGUGAGCUGAGAUUGUGCCACUUCACUCCAGCCUGGGUGACAAAGUGAGACUCCGUCACAACAACAACAACAAAAAGCUUCCCCAACUAAAGCCUAGAAGAGCUUCUGAGGCGCUGCUUUGUCAAAAGGAAGUCUCUAGGUUCUGAGCUCUGGCUUUGCCUUGGCUUUGCCAGGGCUCUGUGACCAGGAAGGAAGUCAGCAUGCCUCUAGAGGCAAGGAGGGGAGGAACACUGCACUCUUAAGCUUCCGCCGUCUCAACCCCUCACAGGAGCUUACUGGCAAACAUGAAAAAUCGGCUUACCAUUAAAGUUCUCAAUGCAACCAUAAA
Messenger RNA from Homo sapiens (human), 1299 nucleotides. RefSeq names its product C-C motif chemokine ligand 5 (gene CCL5). Gene Ontology annotation, cellular component: cytoplasm; extracellular region. Bases 56 to 520 code for a protein of 154 amino acids. Gene Ontology annotation, molecular function: CCR1 chemokine receptor binding; chemokine activity. The transcript is spliced from 4 exons. The record is from RefSeq and is marked reviewed. NCBI's taxonomy places the organism in Eukaryota, Metazoa, Chordata, Mammalia, Primates, Hominidae. Gene Ontology annotation, biological process: positive regulation of monocyte chemotaxis; negative regulation of chemokine-mediated signaling pathway; immune response.